AUGGAUUGUUCAUCAUUAUUGAUUCUACUUGGUUUACCCAAUAUAUUGGAGGAUUUAAAUCAACAAGAUUUUCUACAUCCGAUAUUCUUUAGGCACUGUUGCACAUAUGAGGAAUCCAUGACUAUACUUGAACAUUAUCAAAAUACUGUUAGGCAAAUUGAUAUUUUUUUGCCAGACUCUAAGAUUAAUCUUAUUUAUAAUUAUCGAAAGCUCAUGUGCCCACGAAUAUCAUUCUAUGUUUAUUGUGACACAGAAGAAACCUUGGUAGAAUACAGAGAAAUGUCAAUAUGGACUCGAUAUGAUUCUGCUUUCCAUAGAAACCAACUUCAAAAGCAACUUGAACGAAUAGCUCAAUUUCAUCUUCUAAUUAUUCUACUAGAUACGAGAAUGCGUUCUGAAACAGGCGAUAUAGAUGCUGCUGAUGCCCUUGUCCCAAUUUCACAAAUCUUUCUAGCCAAUGCGUCAAGAAUUAGUGAAGAAAUGCAACACGGUUUGCUAAGUGAAGAAAGCAGUUGA
Rotaria socialis is the source of this 516-nucleotide messenger RNA. Lineage: Eukaryota; Metazoa; Rotifera; Eurotatoria; Philodinida; Philodinidae. The record is from the annotation of a GenBank genome assembly.